Sphaeramia orbicularis (orbiculate cardinalfish) is the source of this 1162-nucleotide messenger RNA. Its product is annotated as cell division cycle protein 20 homolog. Gene Ontology annotation, molecular function: anaphase-promoting complex binding; ubiquitin ligase activator activity; protein binding. Lineage: Eukaryota; Metazoa; Chordata; Actinopteri; Kurtiformes; Apogonidae. The record is from RefSeq and is a predicted model, not a curated record. The transcript is spliced from 8 exons. Gene Ontology annotation, biological process: positive regulation of ubiquitin protein ligase activity; positive regulation of anaphase-promoting complex-dependent catabolic process; anaphase-promoting complex-dependent catabolic process. Bases 108 to 1100 code for a protein of 330 amino acids. Gene Ontology annotation, cellular component: anaphase-promoting complex.
GAACCUUCUAGAAGACUGAAAGAAUGACCUCAGUUAUUCAGUUAUGACUGGAUCAACCAACAGAUGUGUACAAAAGUGAAAAUUGUGAUCAUAACAGAGCAGGUGAUAUGGAGCCUUUUGCUGAUCUGACCAUGAAUUCUGCCAGACUACAAGGAAAAUCACUGGGGAAGCUGGCGGCACCAUCUCUGCUCAAUGACUACUACACUAACCUCCUCCAGUGCAGUUGUAAUGGUGUUAUUGCAUUAGCCCUGGGCUCCUCCGUUUUCCUCUGGAAUUCAGAGACCCGAGCUUUGCUGGGACAUUUGGACCCAAACCCACCAGGGGGACGUCCUCGUGGACAAAGUCAGUCCAUCUGUUCUCUGUGCUGGAGCAGAGACGGCAGAACUCUGUCCAUGGGGACCAGACGAGGACAGAUCCAGUUGUGGGAUGUGGAACAUGAGAAGAACGUAAGCUGUGUGCCAUUCCACCUGUCUGCAGUCAGAGCGCUUUCCUGGAAACAGCAGUUACUCAGCAGUGGCUCUGACCUGGGACAUAUCCAUCACCAUGACCCCCGUGCCCCUACCCUUCUAUCUGGUGCAGUCGUCCAACAGGGUGGGGUUUGCAGCCUGCAGUGGUCUCCUACAGAGGACCAUCUGGCCAGUGGCUCCACUGAAGGCUUUCUGCAUGUGUGGGCCAAUGGCAUCGCAAGUUCACAGCUACCAAUCAUUACAAUGAAACAACCCAGCUCUGUUAAGGCGAUGGGUUGGUGUCCAUGGCAGAGAAACACGAUUGCUACAGGAGGAGGAUGGACGGAUGGACAGCUGAGGAUCUGGGAUGUCCAAUCAGGGACCGGUGUCACCUCUGUCAACACAAACUCACAGAUCUGUUCUCUUCAAUGGGCUGAAAAGAACAGACGUCUGCUCACAGGUCACGGCCUCCCUGAUCACCACAUCACCUGCUGGUCCUGGACUGGUCCUGGCCUCCGUCUCAACUAUCAGCUGACAGGUCAUUCACAUCGAGUCCUGCACUUGGCCUUGAAUCCUGAUGGCUCUCAGAUGUUCUCUGCUGGAGCAGACCAGGUCUUUCACAUGUGGGACGUGUCAUCAUCAGUGUGUCUUUAAUGUGUGUGUGUUGUGUCACUCAUUUGAAGACAACUCUCUCACUUUCUCACCAACACCUUUGU